Molecule: messenger RNA, 4999 nt
Organism: Gallus gallus (chicken)
Lineage: Eukaryota; Metazoa; Chordata; Aves; Galliformes; Phasianidae
Gene: SYTL2L
Product: synaptotagmin-like protein 2-like
Exons: 17
Coding region: 863-3769 (968 amino acids)
Biological process (GO): intracellular protein transport; exocytosis
Cellular component (GO): exocytic vesicle; plasma membrane
Molecular function (GO): neurexin family protein binding; small GTPase binding
Source: RefSeq, a predicted model, not a curated record
CUCCCCCCCCGUGGAGGUGCGUGUGGUGGCGCGCAGCUGUCUCCCGCUUGAGGUACCGCUCCCUGCUGCCCUCCCUGCUCCCACUCCGCCGGCUGUGCCCGGGACCCUCCCGGAACGCGGUUGUCCCUGCAGCUGCCCGGCUCGUUCGUGGGGCCUGCGCAGAGCGCCGAGCCGUGCCGCUGAGCUGCCGGGGAUUCGGGCCGUGCUGCCGCCUCGGGAGCGGUGCGUGUCAGGAGCUGGAGGGGGCAGCGCUGGAGCACCUGCGGGGCAGUGGCCGGAGAGUGCUUCUGGAAGGGGGAUGUCCCGCAAAGUCACGGCCGCUGCCGGUGCCCAGUGUGCGCUUCCAGGGCACUGCGCGGUGCGUGGCGCUGCCGCCUCCCCGCUUGGCGCCGUUUGCCUCAGGGAUGCUUGAACUCCACGGAGGCAGACUUCUCUGCUGAAGGAGGUGCAUGCCAGAGGUGCUGGGGGUGCACUGAGCUUUCGUGCCUGCUGAGGCAGGCGGCGAGCUCGCUCCUUGCUGUGCUUGCCUGUUUGAUUGACGCUGGCUUCCAAAUUGCUACGACCGUGCCUGAAGGAAAGCGAAGGAGCCGCAUUUUGCUGAGAGUAUUUUCCUGGCAGGGGAAGGCACGCAGAGCAGCAAAACGUGCCAGGGAAGAGUUGCCUUGAACCUGGAAGUGCCGGUCCAAAUCCUAACACAACUUCCACUCAAGCCAUGCUGUUGUGAAUGAAGCCCUUUUGCUCCAGCCUUAUCUCACUCAGCACACUGGGGGCUGCCCAUGGCAUUGCAGCAAGCUGAUCUGGAUUAGUUGUCGGUGUGUCAUUGCUCCAUCUGUCUGAACUGCUGAAGAACAUUGCAGAGAACAUGUUGGACUUGAGCUUCCUGACUGAGGAGGAGUAUGAGAAGCUGAUGAAGGUUCUGCAGAGAGAUGCAGAGCUAAAGAAGAAAGAUGGGGAUCGCAUCAGACGGAUACAAGGCUCCAUCAAGGAUGAAAAGAAGAAGAAGUUUGUGACAGGUGAAUGGUUUUCAGAAGUGAAGGCAAAACGGUUUCAAGAAGACUUGGAGGGUUCAGAUCUGCUUCGGGCAUCAAUCAGAAGGAAAAAGGGCAAACUGGAAAAUGAGGUCAACGAGCACGUUGGGAGAAGUCUGGAAAGCAAAGAUGCCCCAGGUCUUCCCUUCCAUGAGCAUGCUGCUGGCACAGGAGAGGAGAGAUCCAGCACACCUGCUCUUGUUACUGCAGAGGAGCAUAAAAUCUUGCCAAAACCAAAGCCAAGACAUUCUGUCCUGCUGUCUGCAUCACACAAGAGAUUCAGUAUACAUGAUGUUUCUUCCUCGGAGAGUGACACUGGAGCAAGUCCAUUUGCAGCUGCAACAGACAGCUUGCAUUUGUCUAGAAAAGGUAAUGGACAGUCUCCACCACCUGCCAAGCUUUCAGACGAUGCUGUGCCACAGCCCAGCUGUGCAACUGGAGAAGCUGCUGAGGGGGCCACCACAGCAGGACCAAAAAGUGCACCUGAAGAAGCUCAUGCUCCCAGCAGGAUACCUGUUAAGAGGAAACCAAACAGAAGUCUGUCCAGAUCCGAGCAGUUCGCGAAUCACCUGGGGCCGGCAGAGAACAACCUUGAAAAGAGAGAGCUACUAGCAAGCCCCAGAUUGCUGACCACAGAGGGGGAAAGCAGCCAGACAGUGAAGCCAGGCGUGAACUACACAAUCUCAUCAAUGAGUAAUAAAGAGGAGGACAUUGGCCUUGAUCGUGAGCACUUCAAGAAUUUGAAGAACUUCUGGGAGAAAGGAGCAGACUCUGUGAUGAUGGGAAGCAUGCCCGAGUCUCCAGGCUCGCUGGAGGCAGAUGGCAGGCAGUUCAAGCUGUGCCGCUCGCUCUCUGUGCAGUCAGGCCAUGGCCAAAACAGUGAAGAAAAACCUGGGGCCUUCACCAAAACAAGAACCCCUUACAAAAGGACAAUAACUUUAUCUUCCAGUGAGGAAGAACCAAGCUACGUAGCUCCUGUAAGGAAGGGAUCCAUUUCCAUUGCUCCCAGGUCUACAUACGCCAAGAGCAAAGGAGGCCUGGUUACAAGAAAUAGUUCGCUGGGCGAAAGCAAUGGGAAGCCAUCGGUGCCAGAGGAAGAGAAAGCAGCACAGCGCAGCUCCAAGAAAUCCAGAUUGCCUGUGCGAGUGCCUUCCAUCAAAAUCGAGUCUCCUACCAAGGAAGUAUCUGGCAGCGUGUUUGAGCCAGAGACGCCUACAGAGAAGUUUAUUGUGGCAGAGGAGCGCAAGCGCACAGUGAGUUCUUUGGCAAGCAGGGCGCAGACACUGAUUGAGCCUGCGCUUGCAGGUGGUGACAAAGAUGAUGAGAAAGCACAAAGAUCUGAUGUGGGCACUCAUGACAACAUGCAGAUAAAUGGAGAACUACCUGAGGAGAAAACAUGCCAGUCUACAGAGCAGCCAACAGCCAGUGCGCCUGCCGGAGGGAGAGAAGCUGUUCAGAAGAUGGACUCAUCUGUUCACUCAGAGGAAGAUGGAGAUCAUUCUCCUGCUGCUCAUGCUUUGGCCCAAGCAAAUAGCGUUAUUCUUGCAAAGAGUAUGGUGAACAUUUACACAACCACAGAGACGUACAGUAAACCUCUUUUGAUACCCCAUCAAUUUCUUGAAGCUGAAAGAGUCAAAGAACUGAGCAGAUCCUCUCCUCUCCUGUUGUCUGAGACAGAAUCAGACACGGCUUCGGAAAUCAGCUUCCAGUUUAGCAAGCACAAAAAGACUCCUAGCAUUGGCAGCCACUCCUCUGACAUGGCAUCUGUCUCCUCGGUGAGUGGCAGUGUCCUCAGUGUGUACAGCGGCGAUUUUGGGAGUGUGGAUGCCCAGGGUACGGUGGAAUUUGCACUAGACUAUGAUGAGAAGAACCGUGAGUUCCAGGUUCACGUGUCCCAGUGCAAGGACCUGGCUGUUGUGGAUGAGAAGAAGGACAGAACUGACCCGUAUGUUAAAACUUACCUGCUCCCAGACAAAGCUAGAAUGGGUAAGAGGAAAACCUCAGUGAAGAAAAGGACAGUGAAUCCUGUUUACAAUGAAGUGUUACGGUAUAAAAUAGAGAAAAUGGUAUUGCUGAUCCAAAAAUUAAAUCUCUCUGUUUGGCACAAUGACCCACUGGGACGUAAUAGUUUCUUGGGAGAGAUUGAAUUAGACUUGGCCAGCUGGGACUGGAGCAACCGAAAACUCAACUGGUAUCCACUCAAGCCCCGGAGUCUUUCUGCUGUUAAUGGUGUAGAUCAUCGAGGAGUGAUGAAUUUGUCUAUUAAGUACGUCCCUCCAGGAAGUCUAGGUCCCAAGAAUCCUCCCUCUGGUGAAGUUCACAUUUGGGUCAAAGAUGUCAAAGACCUUCUGCAGUUGCGUCCUUGUGGAGUUGACUCCUUUGUGAAAUGCUAUGUGCUUCCAGACACAAGUAAGAAGAGCUACCAAAAGACCCGAGUCGUAAAAAGAGACACAAACCCUGUUUUCAAUCACACUAUUGUGUAUGAUGGCUUUCAUACAGAGGAUCUGAAGGAUGCUUGUGUUGAACUGACUGUGUGGGAUCAUGAAAAACUAACCAACCAUUUCCUUGGAGGAAUCAGGCUGGGCCUUGGGACAGGUUUGAGCUACGGCAUCCCUGUGGACUGGAUGGACUCAACACAAGAGGAGGUGGCCUUUUGGCAGGACAUGAUGUCUGCUACCAAUGAAUGGAUUGAGGGGUUGCUGCCACUACGCUCAUUGGCAGGGAGGAAAAAACUGAAAUAACCUGCUAUAUGUUCUAGAGCAAGGCUGAACGUGUUUGUUAGAUGUAGGAAACUUCCUACCCUGAGGUGAUAGAGACCAUGGGGCUGGCAAGCAUAAGGUUAGUAAGGCAAUUCAUGGACAGCACUUUGGAGGUGUUAAAUGUUAACUAUUUGUUCCCUGACAGAGGACCUGGAAAGUGCCAAACUGAUGCUAUACUUGAUUUUGAACAAGAAGAAAUGUUACCUUUUUAUUUAAUGAGUGGAUUUGAAUCCAUUAAAUGCUGGCAACAUCGGCAGGAAAGAGGAGAUCCAGAUAUUUAUUUAUUUUUUUUACUCUUUCUUGUACUGCUUUUUUUUUUUUAAUCCGUGCAGAGAUGUAGUUGUACUAAAGCUUCACUAUAGUAUUACUCAUAUUUACCUGCAAGUGGUACACUUUGUACUUUAUGUAGGAUUGCUCCAAGUCACCAGCCAGCACAGUCUGAGAAUGAGAGCUUUGCCUUUGUGACUGGUGGCAACACAUCUGUACCAUGAUGCAACUGAGAUCCAGGGUGAAAGAGAGGACUAUUUGAAGCAGAAAAUAAAGCAGUCCGAGGAGGAUAACAACCAGGAAUUCAGUAUGUUAAAUCCUUUCUGCUUUAGUACAAAAGAGAAAAGAGAUGGUCCUGCACCUAGUAGGAUUUUGCAAUCAGGAACUGCUUUCCUAGCUUUCCCACAGGCUUCCUCAGUGACCUCAGGCAAGUUACUCUAUUAAAACACAGUUUCAGUGCAAUAUAAAUUGAAGCGCUUGCCUAAGUGUAAAGUAACAUUACAUUGCUAGUGGACCUAAUAGCAUCUUUGAAAUGCCUUGUGUGCAAAAACAUUUCAAUAUAAAAUAAUGAUGUAGGGAACAGUCUCGUGUUAGCCUGGCAUAAUGGGUCAGGAAAAAUGGUCAAAACUGCAGUGGAACGCAGGAGAUCCUGGGAGAGGUAGGCAGGGAGUGAACCAAUGCCAAGGGAAGCUGCCGAGCUGAGACCUGGGGCGACCUCCUGCCUCCACGUGUCCUGCUCCCCUUCUUGUCUGCCUCUCACCUGAUGCCUGUCAGAUGGUUGUCCAGAACUGGAGCAAACUUCUUGCCAGUAAUUGCAAGAGCUUUGUGUCUGGCGCGUUAACAGUGGUAGAGCGAUGUUAUGAAUGUAUUUUGAAAUGCAGCUCUGUAAUUUGUACUUUGGAUGUACAUAUUGUGAUUAAAUAGAAUGUUUUUCUUUAGCCGUCA